CCCUCCAUUUUUAUUGGGGUUACUGACGGGGACUGGGUGGAGGGGCCGGAUUGCUAUAGAAACAGUGACAAAACAAACUGGUCCCAGAGCAAGAGAGACAAAAACAUGCUUCAAAUCCGGGAUGAAAUCUCUGUAUCGAUCUCUGCAAUUUAGUUAGAAGAUACAGUGUGCCAAAGGAGGAGGAAGACUUAUGUGAAAGGAUGGAUGUAGCUUCAACUGGGUAGAAGAAAAGGCAAGAAGACGUACUGGAGCAGUAUAAAAGCACUCGAUUCUUUCAAGUGGGACGUUUGGAGCAGAACUCGGUUGUUUAUUGCUCGACUGGAUAUCACGAUGAACUCCGACACUCCGUAUGAGGAUUCGGUGUCCAUCAUGGUUCUGGAGAACAUCAAGAACAAGCUGUUACAUGCUUUCAGAACAUCAGCCGAACCGAGAACCUCUGCCGAGACAGCUGUUCAUCCAGUCGGAAAGAGUUUGCAAGUAAACGAAGAGCUCCGGAGAGCCAAAAUAGACGGAGCCAUAACUUGGUUAAGAUCAGAACUGCUGGAGAUGCGCUCUCAGGACCGUCAGCUGGCUCAGACUCUGCUGGGACUCAAUAAAGAGAUUCAGAGGCUCAGACGGGAGAACGGAUCUCUGCUCCUGGACACUGACAGCACUGAGCACCUGUGACCCCACAGAGCAGAACAGAGCAGGGCUUAAUGAGAGAACAAUGCCCCGGUGAGCAGCUGCGUCUAGAGGAGUGGAACACAAAUAACUCUCCUGUCCUGGAGUGCACUUUGCUAGCACUUUCUUAAAAUGUCUUGUUGGAAAAAAUAUUGAAAGCAUGCUCAUAUAUGUGAAAACUUGACCAAAUAUCAGUCAAACUGGGUGCUGAGAUUUGUGCUCAAAACUACAUAUACAUCCCUUUACACCUGGCAUUAACAUACUUUUUGAUCAAAUCAUGAUUGGAAAGCACUUGAGCACAGGUGUAAAUGCAUCCAAGACACCUUGUAAUCAUAAAACCACAUCAGUCCAGGAUGGAUCCUAAUCCCUGACUUUACAAGAUUUCAAUGGGAUGGUCAGAUGGGAGAAGCGUUGGAAUUACAAUGCAGUUAAAAAUACCCUAUUAACAAUAUAUAAUACUAAUUCAGAUACAAAACAUGCUAAUACCAGAAAAAAGGGAACUAGCCUUAAGAAGGUUAGUUGAGAUUUGAAUGCUUGACAUAGAUACAAUUUCUAUGAUUUGUCUAUAGAAGAUGUAACUCCUAUCUGUUUUUACUACUAAUUAGAUUGUGUGGUCAUCUGCUGUAUGACUGGUAAACCAAGUGUUGAUAUUUGUAUAGCUUUGAACAUGGAAUUAUUAGCAGAGCAUAUGCUGUGGGUGCAAAAACGUAUCAUAUCAACAUAUCAAACUCUUUAUUGCAACAUAAAAUGAUGAAUCUCAACAUUUAUCCAGUUUGUAG
Molecule: messenger RNA, 1439 nt
Organism: Carassius gibelio (silver crucian carp)
Lineage: Eukaryota; Metazoa; Chordata; Actinopteri; Cypriniformes; Cyprinidae
Product: protein FAM167A-like
Exons: 2
Coding region: 331-666 (111 amino acids)
Source: RefSeq, a predicted model, not a curated record